UAAUAAUAAUAAGUAAAAGCUUUCUUCGCGACUUUCUUUUUGAACAAAGUCAGUCGAGACCUUUCUUACUUCUCUAACACAACGAGAAAAACACAAGAGAAGAAGACAAUAGAGAGAGAGCAUGCUCAUUACCAAACCAGUCAGUCGAGACCUUUCUUACUUCCAUUCUCUACUCAAAUCUUGUAUUCAUGGUCAUAUCUCUUCUUCUUCUUCUUCUUCUUCUUCUCCUCUCACUAUCUUCCGUGACUUACUCCGUUCCUCUCUUAUACCAAAUCAUCUCACCAUGUCUAUCUUUCUCCAAUCCUCUACCGCCUCUUUAUCACCUCAUCAUCAUCACACCUCUCUCGAUUCUUUCAAGUCACAAGUCGGACAAGUCCAAACCCAUCUCACAAAAUCAGGUCUUGAUCGAUUCGUCUACGUGAAAACAUCUCUUCUUGAUCUGCACUUAAAGAUGGGUUGCGUGACGAGUGCACGAGUCUUGUUCGACGAAAUGCCUGAGAGAGAUACCGUUGUUUGGAAUGCGUUGAUCUGUGGGUAUUCACGAAACGGUUAUGAGUCUGACGCGUGGAAGCUCUUUACUGUAAUGCUUCAGCGAGGCUUUUCUCCUUCUGCUACUACGCUUGGGAAUUUGCUGCCUUUUUGUGGAACAUGUGGGUUUGUUUCUCAAGGGAGGUCUGUUCAUGGUGUUGCUGCAAAGUCUGGCUUUGAACUUGAUUCUCAGGUGAAAAAUGCGCUAAUUUCUUUUUAUUCAAAGUGUUCAGAGUUGGAAUCAGCAGAAGUAUUGUUUAGAGAGAUGAAAGACAAAAACACGGUUUCUUGGAACACAAUGAUUGGUGCUUAUAGCCAGAGUGGUUUACAGGAAGAGGUCAUCACUGCUUUCAAGAAUAUGUUUGAGAAGAACGUGGAGAUUAGUCCAGUCACUAUCAUUAGUCUCCUUUCUGCUCAUGUUAGUCACGAGCCACUACAUUGUCUUGUUGUUAAAUGUGGAAUGGUGAAUGAUAAUUCUGUAAAUACUUCUUUGGUUUGUGCAUAUUCAAGGUGUGGGGAUUCGGAUUCAGCAGAGCGUCUUUACGCGUCUUCUGACCAAGAUAGUAUUGUUGGUCUGACUUCGAUUGUUUCAAGCUAUGCUGAGAAAGGAGAUAUGGACAUAGCGGUUGUGUAUUUUUCUAAAAUGUGUCAGUUGUGUAUGAAAAUUGAUGAUGUAGCUUUGGUUGGAAUUCUCCAUGGAUGUACAAACUCUUCCCACAUUGAUAUAGGAAUGUCAUUACAUGCUUAUGCGAUCAAGAGCGGAUUGUGCACAAAAACACUGGUUGUUAAUGGACUGAUGACUAUGUAUUCUAAGUUUGAUGAUGUAGAGACUGUCCUGUUUUUAUUUCAGCAACUGCAGGAGACUCCUCUUAUUAGCUGGAACUCGGUGAUAUCUGGUUGUGUACAGUCUGGAAAGGCACACACAGCGUUUGAGGUGUUCCAUCAGAUGAAGUUAAGAGGCAGACUUUUGCCGGAUGCCAUUACAAUAGCAAGUUUGCUUGCUGGCUGUUCCCAGAUCUGUUGCUUGCAUUUGGGGAAGGAACUUCAUGGUUAUACUCUUAGGAACAAUUUUGAAGAUGAGAAUUUUGUUUGCACUGCUCUGAUAGACAUGUAUGCCAAAUGUGGAAACCAAGUACUAGCGGAAAGUGUGUUCAAUAGUAUAAAAGCUCCAUGUACAGCAACAUGGAACUCAAUGAUAUCAGGAUAUAGCUUAUCGGGGUUACAAAAUCAAGCUCUUUCUUGUUACUUGGAAAUGCGAGAGAGGGGGUUGAAACCUGACAAGAUCACAUUUUUGGGGGUUCUGUCUGCAUGUACCCAUGGAGGCUUUGUCGAUGAAGGAAAAAAUUGUUUCAGAGCAAUGAUCAAGGAGUUCAGAAUAUCACCAAGUUUACAGCAUUACGCACUUAUGGUUGGUUUGUUGUGUAGAGCAUGUUUGUUUACUGAGGCAUUGUAUUUAAUUUGGGAGAUGGAUUUAAAGCCUGAUUCUGCAGUAUGGGGUGCUAUGCUUAGCGCGUGUAUUGUUCAGAGAGAGUUAGAGGUUGGGGAAUAUGUAGCUAAGAAAAUGUUUAUGUUAGAUUACAGGAAUGGAGGGCUAUAUGUAUUGAUGUCUAACCUAUAUGCAACAGAAGAAAUGUGGGAAGACGUAGUUAGAGUCAGGAAGAUGAUGAAAGAGAAUGGAUACGAUGGUUAUUUGGGAGUUAGCCAAACAAUAUAAUUUCAGUCUGAGAAACAAUGGAACAGGUCACUGAUACGUUCUGUUCAUGCUUCAGUAUUUUUGCUUCAUAGCGUGGCGAUGGUGAGGAGAAUUAACUGGAGAGCUCAAACAGGAUAUUUGUUGCUCAAGCUUCAUUCAUGAAGGUUUCUUAGAAGCCUUAAAGAAUUUAUAUGACUUCGUGUGGGAGCUGAAAAUACAUUAAACAUUGGAGAGCUUCUCAGAGCUUUUCCUUCGAAUUAGUGACCAAGACGCUCCAGUUAUCUUAAGCAUAAGUUAUCUUAAAAGGUGUUCAUGUAAUAUCUUUGGAAUAGCCACACCAAAGUGGAUGGUUCUGUGUACUAAUUGGUUUAUAUCUUCUUCGUCUGAGCUCUCCAUGUGAUGCAAAUGAUGGAUCCACAAUUUUAGGAUACAAGACCUAACUAUGAAUCCCACUGCUGCAUCUAUCGUCAGUCAAACCAUCUCUCUUCAUCUUCUCCUCUUUAGCCUUGCGACAAAACACAACCCACGAG
This is a messenger RNA of Camelina sativa (false flax), 2751 nucleotides long. Its product is annotated as pentatricopeptide repeat-containing protein At2g04860-like. Lineage: Eukaryota; Viridiplantae; Streptophyta; Magnoliopsida; Brassicales; Brassicaceae. The record is from RefSeq and is a predicted model, not a curated record. Gene Ontology annotation, biological process: RNA modification. Gene Ontology annotation, molecular function: protein binding; RNA binding.